Messenger RNA from Punica granatum (pomegranate), 1735 nucleotides. Lineage: Eukaryota; Viridiplantae; Streptophyta; Magnoliopsida; Myrtales; Lythraceae. The record is from RefSeq and is a predicted model, not a curated record.
UCUGACUUGAGUAUAUAUAACAUAUAUAUAUAUAUAUAUAUACACACACACGCACAUAUUACCAUGAUGUUUGAUCACUUCUUCUCCUUCUCUUUCUAACGGCAGGUCAAAGAAGUUGACCAUCUUGCAGAGAGGGAGGCAGAGGAGGAGAUGGGAACGACGGUGAUUCCGAGCUCCAUGGAAAUGGAGGUCUCCAAAGCUAAUGGAGACAGUUACAAAUCAGAAGGCACCGCCCUCCCUCAGGAGCUGGACGCCGGAGCACUCUUCGUCCUCAAGUCUCAAGGGUCAUGGUCGCACUGCGGGUACCACCUGGCAACGUCAAUAGUGUCACCGGUGCUGCUGAGCAUUCCCUUCGCGAUGAGCCUCCUGGGCUGGACUGCAGGAAUCAUUUGGCUGGCCCUCGUAGGGGCGGUCACUUUCUACUCGUACAACCUCCUCUCCCUAGUCCUCGAGCAACAGGCUCAGAAGGGCCAGCGCCAGCUCCGGUUCCGUGACAUGGCCCGGGACAUCCUAGGGCCUGCUUGGGGGAAAUACUUUGUGGGGCCACUUCAGUUUGCAAUAUGCUACGGUGCAGUUGUUGGCGGCAUUCUCCUUGGAGGACAGAGCCUCAAGUAUAUAUAUUUGCUCUCGAGGCCAACUGGGACGAUGCAUCUCUACCAAUUCAUAGUGAUGUUCGGGGCACUGACUCUGGUUUUGGCACAACUCCCGUCCUUCCACUCCCUCAGACACAUCAACCUCGUCUCUCUUCUCCUCUGUCUUGCCUACAGCGCCUGCACCACCGCUGGCUCCAUUGAUGUCGGAAAUUCGAAGAAUGCGCCAGCUAAAGACUACUCCUUACGCGGGAGCAGAGAAGAUCAGAUCCUUGGAGCGUUCAAUGGAAUUUCAAUUAUCGCCACUACCUACGCCUGUGGAAUUAUUCCUGAAAUACAGGCGACACUGGCUCCUCCAGUGAAAGGGAAGAUGUUCAAGGGGCUGAGCUUGUGUUACUCGGUGAUAGCAGCGACUUACUUCGGUGUGGGGAUCUCAGGGUACUGGGCAUUUGGGAAUCAAGCCCAGAGCUCAUUCCUGAGCAACUUCAUGGGUGGCCUCAACAAGCCAUUGAUGCCCACUUGGUUCCUCCUCAUGACCAACAUCUUUGCCAUUCUCCAGCUAUCGGCCGUCACGGUCGUGUACUUACAACCAACAAAUGAGGUGUUCGAGAAGACCUUCGCCGACCCUAAGAUGGGACAAUUCUCAGCCCGGAAUGUCAUCCCGAGGCUAUUCUUCCGAUCCCUGUCAGUGGUUUUGGCCACGCUGUUUGCCGCGAUGCUGCCCUUCUUUGGGGACAUCCUGGCACUAUUCGGCGCAUUCGGGUGCAUUCCCUUGGACUUCAUACUGCCAAUGGUGCUCUACAAUGUCGCCAUCAUGCCCCCGAGACGGAGCCUAAUCUUCUGGGUGAACACUUUGAUCAUAGUGGCAUCGUUGGUUUUGGUGGUCGUCGGAGGUGUCGCAUCGGUUAGGCAGAUUGUACUCGAUGCCAAGGUUUAUCGCCUGUUUGCUGAUAUGUGAAUUAGUAGUUAUAGCAAACCUCCUUCCUAGAAAUCAUGUCUACCAUUUCUUCAUUAGCCUUUAACGGCUAAUUGCGUAAUUAGGUGAGAGAGAGUUUGACGCAGUACCUACAAUUUUCACCGAGAUUUGCAGUUUUAUAGUCAGAUAUGUAGAUGUGGCUACGCCAGAAGUGACUAAAAUUAAGUAA